Ostreococcus lucimarinus CCE9901 is the source of this 3423-nucleotide messenger RNA. RefSeq lists its product with no specific name. The record is from RefSeq and is a predicted model, not a curated record. Gene Ontology annotation, molecular function: ATP binding; ATP hydrolysis activity; RNA helicase activity. Gene Ontology annotation, cellular component: intracellular anatomical structure; catalytic step 2 spliceosome. Gene Ontology annotation, biological process: spliceosomal complex disassembly; mRNA splicing, via spliceosome. Lineage: Eukaryota; Viridiplantae; Chlorophyta; Mamiellophyceae; Mamiellales; Bathycoccaceae. Bases 1 to 3408 code for a protein of 1135 amino acids. The transcript has a single exon.
AUGGCGGCGCUCGCCAAACUCGCGCAGCUCUCGCUCGUGAACAAAGUCACGAAGGAGCUCGAAAAUCACCUCGGGAUCGCCGAUAAGACGCUGAGCGAGUUCGUCAUCGCGCUCACGGACGAAAACGACACUCCGGUGACGUUUCGGAAGGCGCUUGGCGCGGUCGGCGCAGAAGUGGACGAUGCGUUCGCGGAAUCUUUGCUUGGGCUGAUUCAGCGGAUGCGGAAGAAGCCGAGCGGGACGGCGCGCGGGACAAAUGCGGCGACUGCGGGAAGCGCGGGGACGUCUGGAAGGUCGAGCGGCGACGCAAACUUUCCUGGACUUGCGGUGCGGGACGAUGAUUCGCACGCGAAGGCGUUGACGAGGGAAUUAUACGGGGACCGGGACGCGCUCGCAAACGCGGCGGACGACCCGAGCAAGAGCGAACGGGCGAACGAGAGGGAGGUUUCGCACUCGCUUGCGAGCGCGCAGACGAAGAGCGAUGAGAAGACGCGAGAUGGUGAGCCAAGUGUGGGUGGGGUGUACCGCGGAAGGGUGACAAAUGUGAUGGAUUUCGGAGCCUUUGUGGAGUUGGUGGAGUUCAAGCGCAAGGCGGAGGGCUUGGUGCACGUGAGCGCCAUUACCGAUCGACACCUGAAAAGCGCAAAGGACGGCGCGAGGCGAGGUGAGAGCGUGUUUGUCAAAGUUUUGAAUCGUAACGGAAACAAGAUAUCGCUGUCGAUGAAGGAUGUGGACCAAAUCUCGGGGAAGGAGACUGCGCGCGCCACGUUUGGCGGUAACAGAAGUAAUCCAGCGCCGAGGAAUUUACCGCCACCCGGGCCGUCAGCAGCAGGGGGAAUGGCGUCACUUAAAGGCCUUUCUGGCAUCGAUGCCAGCACUUUGGAUGAAGCAAACACAGCCUCGCGCAAACGACCUGCAAAGAGGCUGAGUUCGCCGGAGCUGUGGGAAGCUCGGCAGCUCAUCGCGAGCGGGGUGUUGAAGGUGCAAGACUAUCCGCAAUUCGAUCCGGAAAACGACGGCAUGCUAUCCUACGAAGAAGAAGCUGAAGAGGAAGUUGAAAUCGAGAUCAACGAAGACGAGGCGCCGUUCUUGCAGGGACAAACUGCGGCGAGCACGGGUGACGUUUCGCCGAUUAAAAUUGUCAAAAACCCAGAUGGUUCCAUGCAACGCGCCGCCAUGACGCAAGCCACGCUGGCGAAAGAGCGACGCGAGCUUCGCGAUCAGCAGCAGCGAGCAAAUACUGAGGCCGAGGGUCAAGUAGCGGCGCGUCCGUGGGAGGAUCCGAUGAGAAGACAGGGCGAUGCGUCGUUGACAGAGGAGGCUCGACAGUACGGCGGCAGUCGCGGAGGCCGCGAUAUGCCCGCUUGGAAGGCCAAGUCCAUGGGCCAAGGUCAAAGGAUGGGCCAGCCACAGACGAUGCCCAUUCAUCAAUUACGGCAGACGCUACCGAUUUAUAAACUGCGCGAUCAAUUGAUUCAAGCGGUGAAUGAAAAUCAGAUUUUAGUGGUGAUUGGCGAGACGGGUUCGGGGAAAACGACGCAGAUGACCCAAUACUUGGCCGAGGCUGGGUAUACGUCACGGGGUAGAAUAGGAUGCACGCAACCAAGGCGUGUGGCCGCAAUGUCCGUAGCCAAGCGUGUCGCCGAGGAGUACGGCUGUCGACUCGGUGAAGAGGUUGGUUACGCGAUUCGUUUCGAAGACUGCACGUCACAGGACACAGUUAUCAAGUACAUGACCGAUGGUAUGCUACUUCGCGAGGCUUUGUUGGAUGACUUGUUAUCGCAGUAUUGCGUCAUCAUGCUCGAUGAGGCACACGAAAGAACGAUCCACACGGACGUAUUGUUCGGAUUGCUGAAGAAGUGCUGCGCAAAGCGAAAAGACUUGAAAAUCAUCGUGACGUCAGCUACUUUGGACGCCGAAAAGUUUUCGACGUACUUUUUCGAUUGCCCCAUUUUCACCAUUCCUGGUCGAACGUUUCCUGUCGAAGUAUUGUAUACUAAAGCUCCCGAGAGCGACUAUCUUGAUGCCGCUUUGAUCACGGUGAUGCAAAUCCACCUCACAGAGCCCGAGGGCGACAUCUUACUGUUCCUCACGGGUCAAGAAGAGAUUGAUGCGGCUGCGGAGAUUCUAUUCGAUCGUAUGCGCGCAUUAGGUCCAGCGGUUCCAGAGUUACACGUCUUGCCGGUGUACUCUGCUCUUCCUAGCGAACAGCAGACGCGCAUUUUUGAGCCGGCGCCGCCCGGCAGUCGCAAGUGCGUCAUCGCGACAAACAUUGCCGAAGCCUCGCUCACUAUUGACGGCAUCUUCUACGUCGUCGAUCCCGGGUUUUCAAAACAAAAAGUGUACAAUCCUAAGAUUUCCAUGGACUCUCUCAUCGUGGCUCCGAUUUCACAGGCUUCAGCUCGACAGCGAGCCGGUCGCGCCGGUCGUACAGGUCCCGGCAAGUGUUAUAGAUUGUACACGGAAAGUGCGUUCAAGAACGAAAUGCUCCCGACAUCGGUGCCAGAAAUUCAAAGGACGAACCUGAGCAUGACGGUGCUGACGAUGAAAGCUAUGGGGAUCAACGACUUGAUUAAUUUUGAUUUCAUGGACCCGCCUCCACCGGCGACGCUCGUCACGGCUUUGGAGCAACUGUACAAUUUAGGCGCGUUAGAUGAGGAAGGCUUGCUCACUCGACUCGGGCGCAAGAUGGCAGAGUUUCCAUUGGAGCCGCCGAUGAGUAAGAUGCUCAUCGCGAGCGUUGAUCUCGGGUGUUCUGAGGAAAUUUUGACCAUCGUCGCCAUGCUGAGCGCUCAAAAUAUCUUCCACCGCCCGAAGGAAAAGCAAGCGCAGGCGGACGCGAAGAAGAACAAGUUUUUCCAAGCCGAAGGCGACCAUUUGACAUUGUUGUCGGUGUAUGAGGCGUGGAAGGCUCAAGGUUUCAGCGAACCUUGGUGUUACGAGAACUUUUUACAGGCGCGUUCGAUGAAGCGCGCGCAAGACGUCCGUAAACAACUUCUCACCAUCAUGGAUCGAUACAAGCUCGGCACCACGAGCGCUGGACGCAACUACAACAAAGUUCGCAAAGCCAUCUGCUCGGGUUUCUUCUUCCACGGCGCCAAGAAAGAUCCGCAGGAGGGUUACAAAACCAUCGUCGAGCAGACUCCGACGUACAUUCACCCCUCGAGCGCGCUCUUCCAACGUCAGCCCGACUGGGUCAUCUACCACGAGCUCGUGCUCACGACCAAGGAGUACAUGCGUGAAGUCUGCGCCAUCGACCCCAAAUGGCUCGUCGAGCUCGCUCCGCGCUUUUUCAAGCUCAGCGACCCUCGCCAUCUGAGCAAGCGCAAAAAGAGCGAGAAAAUCGAGCCCCUGUACGAUCGCUACAACGAUCCGAACGCGUGGCGAUUGAGCAAGCGUCGCGGCUGAUCCGCGCCCGCGCGA